Manis javanica (Malayan pangolin) is the source of this 2862-nucleotide messenger RNA. RefSeq names its product adhesion molecule with Ig like domain 3 (gene AMIGO3). Gene Ontology annotation, molecular function: protein binding. Lineage: Eukaryota; Metazoa; Chordata; Mammalia; Pholidota; Manidae. The record is from RefSeq and is a predicted model, not a curated record.
GGCGAGGGCGCGGGGCCGUCAGCAGGCCAGGGCCAGUCUGAAGGCCGCAGCGCCGCAGGGCCUGGGGGAGGGUGCCGUCCCGCCCACUUGCACCGCUUGCCGCCCCACCUCCCUCUCGCCACGCAGCCCGGCUGCCGGCCUCAGGGGACACGGGGGUGGGGGGCACCGGGAGACAGGGAAGGCCCUUCUCCCCCACCCAGCGCACGCCCAGUCCUUCCAGGAAAGCAAACCCGCGGCGGUGGAGGGCGGGCCCGGGCUCCCUCCGCCGGAGGAAGGCGCCGCGGAGAGCCGCCGCCCCGCCCCUGCUGCCCGCGCCAAUGGGAGCCCAGGUCCGCCCCCCGAGCGGCGCCCUCGCCGGGUAUUUAGGAGCCGCGCGCUGGCCCUGCGGCGGGCCGCCCUGGAGGGAGCCUGGCGCGGCUUGCGGAGUGCCCGCCAUGGCCUGGCUGGCGCUACUGGGCGUGCUGCCGAGCGUGCUACGCGUCGGGUCCGGCUCCCCAGAGCCUGAGAGCCUUCUGCGCCCUGCGCCCCAGAGCUGCCCCUACAGAUGCGUGUGCGCCGCCGACCUGCUGAGCUGUGCGGGCCUCGGGCUGCGGGACGUGCCGGCCCCCUUACCCACCCCCGCCGCCGACCUCGACCUGAGCCACAACGCGCUCCAGCGCCUGCGCCCCGGCUGGCUGGCGCCCCUGGCCCGGCUGCGCGCCCUGCGCCUGGGCCACAAUGAGCUGGGCGCGCUGGGCCGCGGGGCCUUCACCAACGCCAGUGGCCUGCGGCUGCUCGACCUGUCGUCGAACGCACUGCGGGCGCUGGGCCGCCACGACCUCGACGGGCUCGGGGCACUGGAGGUGCUGCUGCUCUUCAACAACCGCCUGACGCACCUGGACCAGCGCGCCUUCCACGGCCUGGGCGCGCUCAGCCGGCUCUACCUGGGCCGCAACGAACUCGCCUCCUUCUCCUUCGCCCACCUGCACGGCCUGGGCGCCACCCACCUCCGCACCCUGGAUCUCUCCGCCAACCGCCUGGGGCGCGUCCCCGUGCCUGCCCUGGCCGCGCUGCCCGCCUUCCUCAAGAACGGCCUCUACCUGCACAACAACCCGCUGCCCUGUGACUGCCGCCUCUACCACCUGCUGCGGCGCUGGCACCAGCGGGGCCUGAGCGCUGUGCGGGACUUCGCUCGGGAGUACGUGUGCCUGGCCUUCCAGGUGCCCGAGUCCCGCGUCCGCUUCUUCGAUCACAGCCGCGUCUUUGAGAACUGCUCGGCGGCCCAGGCCCGGGGCCUGGAGCGGCCGGAGCAGCAGCUGCGCGUGCAGCUGGGUCGGCCCCUGACGCUGCGGUGCAACGCCAGCGCCCCGGCCACGCGCACUGUCUGGGUCUCCCCACAACAGGAGCUGCUCCGGGCGCCCGGAUCACGCGACGGCAGCAUCGCGGUGCUGGCUGAUGGCAGCCUGGCCAUCAGCGACGUGCAACCGCGGCACGAGGGGGUCUUUGUGUGCCUGGCCACCGGGCCGCGCCUGCAUCACAACCAGACGCACGAGUACAACGUGAGCGUGCGCUUCCCGCACCCCGAGCCCGAGGCUUUCAGCACCGGCUUCACCACGCUGCUGGGCUGCGCCGCGGGCCUGGGGCUCGUACUGCUCUACCUGUUCGCGCCGCCCUGCCCCGGCUGCCGCCGCUCCUCCCGCCGCUGCCGCUGCCGCCGCCGCCGCCGCCCACGGAGCCCGGUCCAGGAGCUGCGCGCGCCGCCCUCGGCGCUGGGCAGCCCGCCGCCCAGCCGCAAGGCCAGUGCGCACAAGCACGUGGUUUUCCUGGAGCCGGGCGGCCGGGGCCUCAGCGGUCGCGUGCGGCUGGCGGUAGCCGAGGACUUUGACCUCUACAACCCCGUGGGCCUGCGGUUCCAGGCCGGCUCCGGGUCCACCAGCUCCACAGGCUCCGGGGACCUGGUGAUGACCUAAACCGCCCGGGCCCCUCCUGACCGCUGCUUGUGCUGCGCCCUGCCGCCCAGAUGUCCCGAGAGGGCUGGGGCCGAAGCCCGUCGGGAAGAGCCCUGGGCUGAGGCAUCCCUCCAGGGUUGGCAAAGGACGGAAGCGCGGCCACGUUCCCUUCCCAGGGGGCAGGAGGAGGGCACAGGCAGGCCCAGCCCCCAGCCCCCAAGGCAGCGACCUCCAAUCUGCUUCAGGUUUCUCAAGCUCAUGCCGGUGGGCAGGCAGAGGGCAGGCUAGCGCCCCCCAAGACCCCAGGAAGCUGGGCACCCGCAGGCCACCCUGAGGACAGAGCCUCUCCCGUGGGCUCGCAGCACAGCAGGAAGGGGCACCGUGGCCUGUGCCCCCAGCUCUUCAGCAGUGAAACGCCCGCUGAGCAUGGCCAUGAAGGGAGGGCCGAGCCGAUCUCACAGUCCCCCGAGCAUGGAAGCCUCCUAAGGGCUGGCACUGGUCUCAGCCUAAUGGCUUCACACUUAUCUCAGCACCCAACCCACUGCAGGGAGUGGGGGGUUGGGGGACCCUCCUGCGUGGGGGUGAGUGGGGCCCUCUCAGUGCCCUGGAUUCACCUGUCAUGGCAUCCCUUAAUAAAGGAAGCGCCCGCCCACCACCAGUCUCUCCACCACACUUAGCCCUCAGUGCCAUCCUGGGUGGGGUACGCUGGUGCUCUGCCCUCCCACCAACUCCUGGCUCCUCUGCCCCUGCCACACGCAGGGCCACUGUGCCCUGUCCUGCUGGGGCCCCGACGUCGCCUGCUGCUGGGGCCUGAGCUGCUGCCACCUACGAGGCCACAGCCUCCGCCUCCACACCCAGCACUGGGGUCCACUUGGAGAGGGGGACCCAGCUGCAGGGCAGCGCUGCCCAGUCCCUGCCCCAAAUGCCUGUCCCC